This is a messenger RNA of Prorocentrum cordatum, 2731 nucleotides long. NCBI's taxonomy places the organism in Eukaryota, Dinophyceae, Prorocentrales, Prorocentraceae. The record is from the annotation of a GenBank genome assembly.
GGCUGCCGCCUCACCUCGGUCAACGCGACCUCCUGGGGCCCGCUACCUCGGCCAGCUGGACGGCGAGGCCACGCUGGCGCUGGCGGUUCAGGAGCACCACCGGCUGGAGGGCGCCAUCGCGACGCAGCAGCGGGCGACGAGGGACGCUGGCUGGCGCGGCCUAUGGAGCGCAGCCACACCCUCCACGACGACGACGACAGGCACGCAGGGAGGAGUGGCCGUCCUCGUGCCCCUGCAUGUGCAGAUCACUGCGCCGCCUGCGCGUGACUCUGCGAGGUUGGUGCAAGGGCUCCUGGAGGCAGCGCACGUUCGGGCGGGGCCCCCUGGUGGGGUCGUGGACAUCAGUGCGUACCUGCACGAUGCGGUCGGCCUGGCGACGGACAACCUGGCCAUCAUAUGGCAGCUGGCCCAGUACAUUGGCGACCUGGAAGCGCACGGGCACCACUGGGUCGCGAUGGGUGACUGGAACAUGGAGCCCGAGACCUUGGACUUCGGCUGGCUUCAGAAGCUCAACGGUGCGGUGGUCUCGCCCCUUGAGCCCUCCUGUCGCCAGGGCGCUCGGUCGAUCCUGGACUACUUCCUGGUGUCCAAGAGCACGUGGAGCUCGGUUGCCCCGCAGGCCGAGUUGGGCCUCAGCGCCAGCACUUGGCCUGGGUGCGCGCGCUAUUCUUGGAGGUGGAGCGAGGUGCUGGCCAACGUCCGCGCGGUGAAGGACAGCGUGGGGCUGCAGGUGAUUUUGCUCGAAAGCAUCGAGACGGAGGCGGCUGCUGCUGCUGCUUGGGCCAGGCACGUGUCGGAGGUACACGCCCUGUUGGCGAAGGAGAUCGAGGAGCCCUGCGCAGCGGCGGCGCCUGGCCUGCUGCACAAGCGGCGGCGGCGGCGGCCCCGCCGCAUUCGCAACUUCGUGGUGGACCUGCGCAGCUUCCUGGCAAAAGUGGCGAAGAGCGGCCAUUGGGUGCACUUGCCGUCGAGGGUGCGGCAGCCUUUUCAGCGUGGCGACGAGGUGUUCACCGCCCCUGGCUGGGACCAGGAGUUGCAGAGAAUCAUCGACGAGGGCGCCCGCAGGGAGAAGGCCCACGUGGCGGCCGCCCGGGCACGCUGGCGGGAGUGGGCGCGUGACGCCUUCGAUUGGGGUGCAGGCCUCACCUGCAUGGAGCGCCCCCCUGCAGCGCACACCUGGGGCCCCCUGCCCGACUGGAAGGUGCACGCGCUGCGGGGCGUCAUCCGCUCUUUCCUGGCGUGGGGCAAUCGGGCGGGGUUCCAUAAGUGCGAGGAGAUGAUGGCGUGGCCAGACAGCAGGUUGCUCAUCACCAAGGUCCGCCUGGCCAAGCCCGGGGGAGGGCGGGCUAGCUCGGACUCGGCCUGCGAGCUCAGCCUGUCCAAGGAGCAGGCGGCGCUGCGGGUCUGGGACUCAUCCCAGGCGGCGCUCGACCUCUGGAAGGCGUGCGAGAUGGUCGACCCUGCGGCGCAGCUGCGGGAGGCGGGGGCUUUGGGCUUCCCUCUGCGCCUCACCUGGAUGCUGCUGUCGUCGCGCAGGCAGGCGCGCAGCCUCGCGGCCUUCAACUCCCUCUCGCGGUUCGUCUUCGCCUGGCAGGGGGACAUCGCAGGGUGCGGGCACGCUAAUUCGCUGCUGAUAAUCCUCACCAUGCGGGCGCUCCCGCGGGCCCAUGCCAAUGCGCCCGCGGUCACGCCGAGAGGCCUCGUCGACGACGUCGCGCUCGACUGGAACGGACCCAAGGCGGAGAAGGGGGGCGACUUGGUGAUGGCCCUCGCCAACCUCUCGGAUAGCAUGAAGGAGCUGCGCCUGGUCCUCCAGUCCAAGAAGUCGGGCUAUCUGGCGUCCUCAAAGCAGCGCGCCAGCGCCUCGGCAACGCCUGGCGAUUCUGCGACGCGCCGCGGGACUGCGGGCGGAGGCUCUGGCCGCCACGGGGCUCUCCCGUCGGCUGCCCACGGCGCGGGGGUAGCCGGCUUGGCGGACAAGCCCCUGGCCCAGCUCCGCGCGCUGGCGGCGGUCACGGCGGGGGCCAAGCCGGGCUGGGGCACGGCAGCCGUCAUGCUGCUGCAGGAGCGCGUCGACUUCGACCUCAUCUUUGCGGCCGCCGUCCCCCUUGUGCUUCGCCUCCCGACGUGGGUCUGGGAAAGCAAGGGGACCCUGGCCCAGCUGCUGGCGAGCUGGGUGCAGCUCGAGCAGUGCGCAGGGCGAGGCGGGCUGACGCGGGCCACUGCCAAGGGCCCCCUCGGCGCCACCUGGCUCUCUCUGCAGCGUGUCGGGUGGGGCAUGGCGCCCGCCUGGGUCCUGCGCUGUGACCGAGGCGAGCUGCUUUCGCUGCUCCGCGUUCCGCCGCGAGACAUCAAAGGCUCCCUGACGAAGGGCAUCCAGCGCCGGCAGUGCAGGCGCCUGGUCGCCCACCUGCCUGAGAGCCAAGGCGAGCAGCGAUGCCCAAGGGCGGCGAGGGCCAUCGCCACCAAGAAGCGCUCCGCCACCGAGAAAGGGGCGCUGCAAGCUCUCUGGGCGGGGGGCCACUACACCAGCGUCUGGAGGUGCGCCCACCACUUCAUGGACACUGAGGACUGCCAGGCGUGCGGCGCCCCUCGCGACACGCCGCGGCAUCGCUGGCGCGCGUGCCCCGAGGUCAGGAGGUCGCGAGAAGCGGAGCUCGAGCAGGAGGAGCUCUUCCGCAAGCCCCUCGAGGCCGUGAGGAAGCAGCUGGAGGAGGCGGAGCGGCUGUAA